Messenger RNA from Botrytis cinerea B05.10, 1744 nucleotides. RefSeq lists its product as hypothetical. The record is from RefSeq and is a predicted model, not a curated record. Lineage: Eukaryota; Fungi; Ascomycota; Leotiomycetes; Helotiales; Sclerotiniaceae. The transcript has a single exon. Bases 155 to 1648 code for a protein of 497 amino acids.
GCGAAAAUUUCAAGGAGACACAUAAAUCCUUUACAGCUACAAUUAUCAAGGUAAUAACACAUUUCCUAUUCUCACAUUCGACAUUGGGCAGGCCCAGAGUCAUAAUUCAUUUAUUUGAAAACAAGUAAGUUGCAUUCUCAUUCUACUCCUCACAAUGACAAUACAUGAGUGUCACCUCAACCCCUACGCCGCCCGGCGCAUACUCUGGGCCGGUGACCGCGCCCACAUUCCCCUCCAGCCUCUCUGCUGUACCUACUCGCAAGCUGCCGACCUCAUCGCCGAUAACAUAACAAAUGUUCUACACGGACCCACUGGCUAUCCCUCCCACGACCCCUUCUACAAGAUCAAAGAAAACUGGAGACGCUCUAACCUCUCUGAUCUCGCGGCUACCAUCAAAACCCCCUGGUUAAAAGGUAAGAAAGAACAAGAUCUUCUCAAUCUCUAUUUUUCCUAUUUCAACGCUAUGAUUUUUGGGGGCGCUCUCAAUACCAUGAGAUGCACGAUGAAACUUGAAGAGCCGAAUGAGGAACAGAAGGUAAAAAAUGUGUUAGGUACGACGGUUGACAAGAGAGGAGAAAAGACUACCACGAGACAUAAUGUUCGGUGUUACAUUAGUGUAUUUGUGCGGUCUCCGCCUCCCAAAAAUGAACAGGAGAGUAAGGUAUUGUUGGAGAAUUAUCUGGGGACCAUGUUGCAUGAAAUGGUUCAUGCGUUUUUUAGUAUCUAUGUGUGUAAAUGCAAUUUUAGCUGCAAGAGGAAGGUUCUGGAAUUCGAAGAAUCGGGCAUGACGGGGCAUGGAAUGCAAUGGCAACGAGCGGCGAUGAGUAUUGAGCGUUUUGUAAGGCAGGGGUUGAAAUUGGAUGUCCGGUUGGGGAGGGAGGAAGCAUUGGGAUUGGAGUUGGUGAUUGCGGAUAAGGAGAUUUGGUAUGUGGAUUUGGAAAAAAUGGAUAUGGAGAGGGAGGUUGUGGAUCGGGAGAUGGAUUGGUUCGCGCAUGUUUUUAUGAAGGAGUUGGAGGAGAGAAAAAAGAUUGAACAGGAGAAGGAAGACAGACUGCAGAAAUCAGAACUUGAAAGAGUGGAGAGAGAAGAGGAGGAAGAACAAGCAGAGAUAAACUGGGAGAUUGAAAGACCGGAACGAGAAGCGAAGGAAAGAACAUUGCUAAAGAAACACAGAUCACGCAUUCAUGAGAGUUUACGCAGAAUUAGCAGGAGAGCCAAUGGGAAGAUAUUUAAACGGAUCGCGAAACCGCUGCGCAAAUCGCCGGCGAAAUCCAUGGUACGACCAGAUGAUGAUGAUGAUGAUGCGACUGCAUCCUCAGAACCCCCUCUUCUCAACUUUUUACUCGCUCGAAGAACGCAUUUCACGAAUGAAAACGUAACAUUCAGCCCGGUUACCAAGAGACUCCUCGACGACCUGAAACUGAGACAGGCCUAUCCCUAUAUAAAGAGAACAGUCAAUCCUAAUAUUCCUAGAGUAAAUGGAAAAUAUAAAAUAGGGAUGGAGGUAAGGAAACGUACUUACGAAGAGCGAAAAACAAAGAGGACGGCGAGGAGUGGAACAGCUAAUGCAAAGAUUCUAGAUCUCGAGGAAUUUUGGAAUCUGGAUGGGUGUGCGGAGGAGGUUUAUAAGGUGAGGAGGUGUUAUUAGAAUUUUCUUUUCUUUUCUCUUAUAAUUUUCUUCGGGUAGGUUAUGUACAUGUAUGUAUGUAUGUAUGUAUGUAUGUAUGUAUAUAUAAAUUUUUCA